UAUAUGAGCGCUGGAGCCGUCGGAUCUACUGUCGGAAUGCCUAUGUGACACGAAUUAGAUCUCUUCCCCUGAUUCUGCACCACGGGGAAAGAGAGAUAAGGGCACGAUGGCUUCCAAAGAGACCGCCGCCUCCUGCUUCAUCAGCGUGAGCAGGGAAAUUACAGAUAGCAUCAGGAAGGUUAUUGACAAACCGUCAAUCAAGUUUGUGCGCAGCAUCAAGCUGGAUACCAAGAACGGCAAAUCAGAGGACAGGAUUCUGGUCCUGACAACAUGGAGACUUUACCUCUUAACAGCUAAAGUACCCACAAAGAUGGAGCUGACUUUUAACUUCUUGGAGAUUCGAGCCAUGAACACGCACCCCGAGCACCAGGUCGUCAUAGAAACGGACAAAUCCACUUACUCCCUGAGGCUGCAGUCACGUGACCACCUCGACCAUGUGAUCAACCACGUGAACUUUGCCCUCUCCAGGAUCUUCAACAACUCCGUGUUCGCUCCCUCGAUCUGUCGGUCAGAAGGAGACGUCUCUGAUGGAAGCAGGAAAUUUUCUCCAAGCUCAGAAACAUCAGUGGAGACCCAGAGAGCCUGCGGGGGUUUCUCCGAGACCUACGCCGCUCUGUGUGACUACAACGGCAUCGGCUGCAAGGAGGAAGUGCAGUGGGAUGUGGACACUAUCUAUCACUCGCAGGAUAACAGGGAGUUUAACCUGCUAGACUUCAGUCACCUGGAGAGCAGGGAUCUGGCAGUGAUUGUGGCUUCUAUGGCGUACAACACCUGGUUUACCAAACUCUACUGCAAGGACCUGCGCAUAGGGUCAGAGGUGAUAGAUCAGGUCCUUCACACGCUCAGUAAGUCCAGCAGCCUGGAGGAGAUCACCCUGGAGAACGCGGGACUCAAAGCAGACUUUCCUCAGAAGAUGGCGGUUGCACUGUCUGAGAAUCCAGCCUCUGUGAUCCACUCUUUGAACCUGGCACACAACACACUGGAUAACCAAGGCGUCUCCAACCUUAUUCAGCAAGUAUGUCGCCUUAGCAAAGGCUUGCGUCUGCUCAACCUCUCCAAGACCUCGCUCACGUCCAAGGGUGUGGUCUCCCUCUCCCAGGCGCUCUGCUCCAGCGACGACUACUCCAACUCUCUGCUGCACCUGGACCUGAGCCGCAACCCGGGGGUUCUGUCCGGGGAAGACGCCACGAACCUCUACCUCUUCCUGGCCCAGCCGAACUGCCUGGUACACCUGGACCUCUCUGGAACAGACUGUGCUGUGGACUCGUUGUUUGGGGCUUUGCUCAGGGGCUGCUGUGCUGACCUAUCCUACCUGAACCUGUCCAAGAACUCUUUCUCACACAGGAAAGUGAGGGAGACUCUCCCCAUGUUUCGGCAGUUUUUCAGCUCGGCCUUCAGCCUCACGCACGUCAGCCUGGCCUCCAUGAAGCUGCCCCCUGACGCUCUGAGAGCUCUCUUUCUUGGGCUGUCCUCCAACCCUCACAUUAGCGACCUGCAUCUAGACAUCAGCAGCUGUGAGCUCAGGUCUGCAGGCGCGGGCGUUCUCCAGGAGCUCUUUCCCCGGGUUUCCUGCAUCGGCACCCUGGACAUCUCUGACAACGGGCUGGACGCAGACCUGCUUUCAGUUGUCCCUGCUCUGUCCCGACACCCCUCCCUCAAACACCUGCUGCUGGGAAAGAACUUCAACAUCAAGAGCAGGGUUCUGGAUGAAGUUCUGCAGAAACUGGUUCAGCUCAUUCAGGAGGAAGAGUGUGGGUUGCAGUCCCUCUCGGUGGUGGACUCUCGGCUGCGUUCUCGGGGCACGGUGCUGGUGAACGCUCUGGGCAGCAACGCCUGCCUGCGCAGAGUGGACCUGAGUGGGAACGGCCUGGAGGACGUGGGGGCCAAGAUGCUGAGCAAAGCCCUGCAGAUAAACACCACACUGAGGAGUGUCACCUGGGAUCGUAACAACACCACGGCAACGGGUUUCCAGGAUGUGGCCCGAGCCCUAGAACAUAACUUCACUCUGCAGUACAUGCCCCUCCCGCUGAGCGACGCCACACAGGCUUACCGCAGUGCCCCCGAGAGGACCGAGCAGGCGCUGACCAAGAUCCAGAGGGCUCUGCUGAGGAAUAAUCAGACGCAGCGAUUCUCGCAGAGACAGGCACUGCGUCUGCAUCAGGGCCUGGUUACCAGCACCGCCGAACAGGUGAUGGAGAGGCUGUGUGUGCGUGUACAGCAGCAGGUGUGUGUUCUGCGGGGGGCGGGGGAGGGGGAGGAGCUGCAGGCUGCCAGACAGGUGCUGAAGGAGGCCCGGAACUCCCGCGCGCUGUACCCCUCUCUGUGUGAGUUGGCCCAUGUUCUCUCAGUGGACGGUCCAGUCAGACAGAAGCUGGACUCACUGGCUGGGGAACUGGCCAAGGCAGCCGACAAGGAACUGCAGGUGAUCGUGGACUCCAUGGUGUCUCUGUGUCGGGAGCUGUGCCCUCUCUCCUCCUCGGCAGCCGAGCGCCUGACCCCGCCCCUCUCCUCAGUCUCCGAACGCGUGUCCAUCCCUCGCUCCGCCAUCCGAACCGCCCUGAUGGAGAGAGCGGCCCAGGACAUCCACCGAGCUCUGGAGGAGGUGAAACUCUCCGUGGUCUCAUACCUCACUAACUCUAUAGUGGAUCAGAUUCUGCAGGAGCUGUAUGCUACCCAUAAGACCCUGAGCCGGCAGGUGUCUCAGGUGAAGCGUUGGGAGGAGGGAGGCACAGGCCGACGAUCUCACAGACACAGAGACUCACUGGACAUCACUGACGAAGAGCUGGGGACGAGCAUCGACACCAUUGCCAUAAAGAAGAGGAGCUCCAGAACCAGACGGAUUCGUCCUGUUUCCACCCGACUGAGUCUGGGUGAUGACUCCAGUUCCUCCCCACCUUACUCAGCUCCUCUCCCCUCCGCACCCCUCUCCCACUCGGCAUCAUGGGAGUGUCUGUCUGCCCUGCCUACCCAGGGUGCACCUCUGCAUCACGUGACCAGGGUCAGGCCGAGGCCGCCACGGAGACACCGGAGAGGACACGCCCCAUCUGACUCUCACUGCACAGAGAAUGGGGCUGUGACCCCUCUUGAUGACGGACUGCCUGAUUUUUACACAAAAAGAGUCCUACCUGACAGUCAGCUUUCAUCCCUCCAUCAAGCGCAGUCUUUCAGAAGAAAGAAGAGGCGCAAUAUGCUGUCAAUAUUCGGUUUCCGUAGGAACCGCAACUCGACCAUAUCCAAUCAGGGGACAGAGUCCGGUGAAGGGGGAGGAGCCUGUGGGGAGGAGUGCCGGACAGUUGUAACAGCACCCAGCAAUUCUGCCACCGAGAACCUGUACACUCUCCAACACUCACGGGAUUGUGGGAAUCCCCCCAGUGAGGGCUCGGAUGGGAAGGAGGACGACCGUAAGGGCGAGAGCCAAGCACGACAGCUGCCGGUCAGGCCUGUGCCAGGCAUACCACUUCCUGCCACAGGGGGAGCCAAACCCCCCUGCCUCACACACAGACAGAAAUCCGAGCCUGACAAAGAGACAGACAGACGUACAGAUGGGCCGGAGGGUGCAGACUCACAGAGUGACCACCAGGGGGCGGAGGAGAGACAUACAGACAGGCCGACGCAUGAACCACACCCACAGGCCGAGAUACCAAUGCAGUCCCACAGUCCAACAAGCAGUCAGGGUCCCUCUGUCUCACAGACAGACAGACAGACCAAAUCAGACAGGCAGCCUGUCUCUGACACACAGACAGACAGACAGACCAGAUCAGAUAGGCAGUCUGUCUCUGACACGCAGACAGACAGACAGACCAGAUCAGAUAGGCAGUCUGUCUCUGACACGCAGACAGACAGACAGACCAAAUCAGAAAGGCAGUCUGUCUCAGACACACAGACAGACAGACAGACCAAAUCAGACAAGCAGCCUGUCACAGAUACGCAGACAGACAGACAGCCAUCACCAGAGGGGCAGACAGACAGACAGGCACCGCGGGAGGAGCGUCGUGGAAGUGCUCCAUCUGGACCAAAACCAGACCCCCCUCCUCAGAGCAGCAAACCCAGCCUGGCCUACAUGCGACAGCGGCACCUGCUGGAGAGCUCCGAAACAGCCCCAGAAGGGGAGGCAGGGGCCGAGAGAGAGAGGGAGAAACAGGAGGAGCAGCAGAGAGGCAAAGAACCCGGAGGACAUUAUCCUCCCAUCCCUGAAAAGCCUGUUGACCUUCAGCCAAUCGGCAGCAGGAAUCCUGCUGACACGCCCACCACUGUGACACCUCCAAAAGAGGAAGCCAAUGAGAAGAAAGUCCCACCCCCUGUGCCUCCAGCCUGCACUAAGCCUACGCUGGGGUCAACUGACCAUGCUGUCACAGGUGAGGACGGGACGAGAGCCACAGCACCUGUGAAACCUUCCAGGAACAGAAAAGCACUCUCCUGUGACACAGGCACUGAGAGGGACAGCCCCAGUAACCUGCUCUCCGAUCGCAAACCCCCCAUGAAAAAACCCAGACUCCCCCAGAACCGAAACAAAUCCCUGGACCUCCCUGGUAACGGCAGUCCAGACUGUGACAGCGGUGACCCGUCCUGACGACAGCAGAGGCCGGAGACAGUUGCCAUGACAACUGUGGAAUAAGGAGGGAGAGAAAGGGGGGAUGAAAAGAAAGAGAGAGGUGGGGAGGUGAAGGGGAGCAGAGGUGCACACAGAGAGGAUCACCUGUAUCCCUUAAUACACACACACACACACACACACACACACACAUACACACACACGCACACACACA
Messenger RNA from Megalops cyprinoides (Indo-Pacific tarpon), 4763 nucleotides. RefSeq names its product capping protein regulator and myosin 1 linker 3 (gene carmil3). Bases 107 to 4570 code for a protein of 1487 amino acids. The record is from RefSeq and is a predicted model, not a curated record. Gene Ontology annotation, molecular function: protein binding. Gene Ontology annotation, cellular component: lamellipodium; plasma membrane. The transcript has 40 exons. Gene Ontology annotation, biological process: cell migration; regulation of Arp2/3 complex-mediated actin nucleation. NCBI's taxonomy places the organism in Eukaryota, Metazoa, Chordata, Actinopteri, Elopiformes, Megalopidae.